AUGGAGGCACACCCAUUUGUGCUCGAUGCCAAACCCGUGGUUUUGUGUGUACUUACAAGCGCUCUGGACGAGGUCGCCGACACUCUGCCUGCUUCUCCAAAUUCCAUUCCGCGAUCUGCCGUCAAUCAAGCGCCAUCCUGCACGCCUCCUGUAUCGCAAUGGUUCCCACUCGACAAUGCAACCGCUUCACCCGAUCCGGCCCUACUACAACGCGGACCAUCAGACAGUCCACCACACCAGCAUAUCUCAUGGUCGGACGAUGAGCAAUUGGUGAAUCUUUAUUACCUCAACUUCCACCCAAGCCACCCGGUUCUGCUUCCCAGGGAUAUGUACUGGCAACAAGGAUAUCCUCGAUACUUGAAAGCCAUAGUCCAAUUCAUUGGCGGUCAUUUCUCCCACGCGGCAUCGCUAAAUGAUUUGCGCGAGAGCGUCACGCGAGAGUUUGACCAAAGUAACAAGGACACAGUCGAAAUGGUCCAAGCAGGUCUUCUUUAUGCCAUCAACUUGUUCGCGGAGAAUUCUUCUGAACAGGGGCAAAGACUGCUCGAUACCACGAUCGAACGGGCUUUGCGGCUUGGCAUGCAUCAAAGAGACUUUGCUACAACGCAUGCUGGUGAUCUUACAGUGCUUGAAGAAAGCAUGCGAAGGAGCUGGUACGAAUUGUAUGUAAUGGACGGCUGUAUCGCUGCAUUACAGCGGAAAUCAACAUUCAAAACCAACACGGUCAACGCUGACGUGCUACUGCCAUGCGACGACUUCAUCUAUGAAGCCGGCAUGUGCUUCAUGCCAGCAACAAUGGCAGACUUCCACGGCAAUAUAUUCGCUGAAGAAGAAAAGGUCUUCUCGUCCUUCUGCUAUCGUAUCGAAGCUGUGCGCCUUCUUGGGCGAGUCUUGACUAUCACAGGAAAACACGGUGUGGAUAGAGAUCUCGUACAAGCUGUCGACAACGCACUGGCUGCUUUUCUCUACCACUUACCGCGAUCCAAGAGCGAAGCGGAGAUUUCCAACACGUUCGGUGAUCUAGACGAGCUCAUGCUCCAAGCGCACACUAUCGUUCAGUGGAGUACUAUCUUGCUGCACUAUCCUAGAGGAGAUCUGAUCUCUCCCGAUCUUUUGACGCACGACGUACUGGGUGCCAACUGUACAAAGCUUCUCUGCCCCUGCAAUCGUCAGCAUGUACACUCUGUAAAGGCAAUCGAAGCAUCGAAGACCAUAUCCAUGUUAGCCGCCCUGCGCUCCACAACCCAGAAGCAUACUCCGCUAUUCGUCUACCCGUUGGCCCUUGCGGCCGUGGUGCAGCUUUCUAUUGGCGCCAUGCACGACAAAAGCACUAGACAAUGCCUGGAUCAACACUCUGAUAGAGUCAAACUACUUUUGGGCGUACUCAAGUCCAUGAGUCGACAAUGGUCGGCUGCUGGGAUUGUGCUACGUACGUUGAAGAGAGUUGCUUCGGCAGUGUUUCGUACCUCUUGUAGUGUAUCUCCUAGCAGCACAGUAACGCCUCCCGCCGCAUCGAUGGAAAACGUUACUUUCCCCGAUUUCGAUUUACAGGAUCUGUAUGGGCUUGUAGGUCUCGACAACUCUACACUGGGUAUAUGA
Messenger RNA from Alternaria burnsii, 1599 nucleotides. RefSeq names its product ubiquitin-conjugating enzyme e2 j1. The transcript is spliced from 2 exons. The record is from RefSeq and is a predicted model, not a curated record. Gene Ontology annotation, molecular function: zinc ion binding; DNA binding. Gene Ontology annotation, biological process: DNA-templated transcription. Bases 1 to 1599 code for a protein of 532 amino acids. Lineage: Eukaryota; Fungi; Ascomycota; Dothideomycetes; Pleosporales; Pleosporaceae.